UUUUUUAACGAAUACUUUUAACUCUGUACUUUUUUUCAGCCGUCCACAAAAUUAAUUUUCAAGCACAAAAUUUUCAAUGGAAAGCAGAGGAAGUCAAGCAAAGAGCACUAAAAGUCUUUGCCCCCUAUUGCAGUCCAGGCCAGUCGUCUCCAUAGCUUGGAAAAAGAGGCAACCAAUGAACUUAAAACUGGCCAUUCCUUGUUUGACCCGGUCAUACCGCAAAAAUCAAUCUUUUGUUCCCACUCUUCAACACAUUUCUCACUGCAUUUUUUUUUUUCUUUUAGAGUGUUUAGUUUUGUGUUCUGAAUUAUGCUUUGGAAUAUUGAAACCAUGAUGUAGACUUGGCCUAUUCUUUUCAUUUUCCUUUGUGAACUAUCGGGGGUCCUCUCUCUUAGUUUCUCUGUGGAAAGAAGGACGCUUCCUUGCAGUUUUCAAUACCCUUUUGCCUGUUCUUUGAUCUUCUUCAGUUAAAACUUGAGAAAUCUGAGGUGGGUCUUUGGGUCUUUGAAUUUUUGUCCCAAAGUUUCAUUUUUUUUCCUUUUCUGGUUUUGUUGAUAUUCUCUUAUAUUGAUCAGAAUCUAAGUCAAGUAUUCAACUUCAACUGUUUUGCUCAAGUUUCUCUGCGUUUAAAUGUUAGGAGAACUAUGGUUUAGUGGACUUGGCAUUUAGUCUCUGUUAAGCUGUUAUUAGCUAUAUAAGUGGGUUUCUGUAAUCCACUAUUUCAGUUUCCAUUUGAGGGAUUUCUUGAUGAUCAUGGUGUUGCAUAGCCGAGUUUUUGCUGUUUUUGUCAGUGUUUUCGUGUGGUUAUUACUUGGCUGUAGUUUGAGCUAUGCUACUCCGGAUGAUAUUGAUUGCUUGAAGAGCAUCAAAGAUUCACUUGAGGACCCCUUUAAUUACUUAUAUUCUUGGAAUUUCAACAACAAUACUGAAGGAUUUAUUUGUAGAUUUACCGGGGUGGAAUGUUGGCACCCGGAUGAGAAUAGGGUUCUGAAUAUCAGGCUUUCAGAUAUGGGACUCAAGGGCGAGUUUCCUCAAGGAAUCAUAAAAUGCAAAAGUAUGACUGGCUUGGAUCUUUCAAGCAACAAAUUCUAUGGAAGUAUUCCAUCUAAUAUCUCUAAACUUCUCCCGUAUGUUACAUCCCUUGAUCUGUCAUUUAAUAAUUUCUCUGGACAUAUCUCAGCAAGCCUCGCAAAUUGUAGUUUCAUAAACAUUUUGAAACUUGAUAAUAACAAGUUGACGGGUCAGAUUCCUGCAGAACUCGUUUUGCUCAAUAGGAUGAAAACAUUUAGUGUAUCUGAUAAUCUCUUGACUGGGCCAAUUCCAAGUUUUCUGGCUUCAUCAUCAGUCGACAAUUUUGCAAAUAAUCUAGGGCUGUGUGGGAAGCCUUUGGAUCCGUGUCGGUCGACUUCAAAGGGUGCUAAAACUGAAGUUAUUGCUGGGGCUGCUGUUGGUGGGGUGACAUUUGCUGCUAUAUGUGUUGGUAUUGGUAUGUUCAUCUAUUUCCGUAAAUUAUCUGUCUUGAGGAAGAAGGAUGAUGAUCCAGAAGGAAACAAAUGGGCUAAGAGCUUAAAGGGAGCUAAAGGCAUUAAGGUUUCCAUGUUUGAAAAGUCAGUUUCCAAAAUGAGAUUAAAUGAUCUUUUGAAGGCCACUAACAGUUUCAGCAAAAAUAAUAUCAUCGGGUUGGGAAGAACGGGGACCAUGUACAAAGGAGUCCUUGAAGAUGGCACCUCACUAAUGGUUAAAAGGUUACAGGAUUCUCAACACUCUGACAAAGAGUUUGCAUCUGAGAUGGCUAUUCUUGGAAAAGUGAAACACCGUAACUUAGUUCCCCUUUUAGGUUUCUGCAUGGCGAAGAAGGAGAGGCUUUUAGUUUACAAAUACAUGGCAAAUGGUACUCUGAAUGAUAAUUUGCAUCUUGUAGAUGAAACUAAGAAGGCUAUGGAGUGGUCAUUAAGGCUUAAAAUUGGUAUAGGGGCUGCCAAAGGAUUCGCAUGGCUCCACCACAACUGCAAUCCUCGUAUAAUUCAUCGAAAUAUAAGCUCUAAUUGCAUCUUACUAGAUGCAGAUUUUGAGCCCAAAAUAUCCAAUUUUGGUCUUGCUAGGCUCAUGAACCCGAUUGAUACACAUCUGAGCACCUUUGUCAAUGGUGAGUUUGGGGAUUUAGGUUAUGUUGCCCCUGAGUAUAUGAGAACUCUGGUGGCCACUCCCAAAGGAGAUGUUUACAGCUUUGGAAUUGUCCUUCUUGAGUUGGUGACUGGUGAGAGGCCUAACUAUGUAGCCAAAGCUCCUGAGAGCUUCAGGGGAAAUCUGGUAGAAUGGAUUACGCAGCUAUCAAAUGAUGGAAAACUUCAAGAUGCUAUUGAUCCAUCCUUGGUUGGAAAAGGCAUUGAUAAUGAACUUUUCCAAGUUCUUAAAGUUGCAUGUAAUUGUGUAUUUCCACCUCCCAAGGAGAGGCCUACAAUGUUUGAAGUCUACCAGCUUUUAAGAGCUAUUGGCGGGCGAUACAAUUUUACCAGUGAGGAUGAAAUUUUGAUGCCGUCAGAUACCGGUGAUGCUGAUUAUAUAGAGGAACUUAUUGUUGCUCGAGAAGUCAAUGAGACUUGGUGAAGAGAUAUGUGAUAUGGUGAGUAGUUCAUCUUGGCAUAGUGCAUGUUUAAGUGUUUGUUCUUGUGCCUGUUUAAAUAAAGGUUGAGAUUACAUGUACAUCCGAUGCUUUACUUGCUAGUUUCAACUUUCUACACUUAGUACUCACUGUAAUCGAAUCGAUUACAGUUUUUAAGCAUCUAAGCUUUCAGUCUUUUAUUUGGUAGUAGAAUCCUUAGAUUCAUUAGUAUGAUAUUUUAUGUCCCAAGGCUUUUUCUCUAAAUUAUUUUCCAUGUAGAAUGAUAAGAUUCGCAUUUCAAGCCAAGCGAAUGGUACGUGUGAUGUGAGUUAGAUCUAUUUAUAAUUGUGGGAUUUCUGUUUUCCUGAUCCAUUAAUGUGAUAUUAUAUCUUGCUUCUCA
Molecule: messenger RNA, 3002 nt
Organism: Durio zibethinus
Lineage: Eukaryota; Viridiplantae; Streptophyta; Magnoliopsida; Malvales; Malvaceae
Product: probably inactive leucine-rich repeat receptor-like protein kinase At5g48380
Biological process (GO): protein phosphorylation
Molecular function (GO): protein binding; protein kinase activity; ATP binding
Source: RefSeq, a predicted model, not a curated record